AUGGUCUUGGACAAAGGUUUCCAUGGGCAUAUGGUGGAAGGCACACAAGGCGCCGUUGCGGUUGAAGCGCAGGAGUGUUCGGAUGUUGGUGUAGACAUUUUGAAGCAAGGCGGCAAUGCUGUCGACGCCGCCAUUGCGUCUGCCCUAUGCAUCGGUGUCAUUAACAGUUUUGCUACAGGUGGCUUCAUGCUCAUUCGAGCGCCCAAUGGCACAUUUGAGUUUAUUGAUUUUCGUGAAACCGCCCCUGCUGCAUCCCAUAAGGAUAUGUUUGUCGACGAUCCUUCCCUUGCCAAAUAUGGUGGCAUGUCCGUCGGAGUUCCUGGAGAAAUUCGUGGAUUUGAGCUAGCUCACCAACGUCACGGAAAAUUGCCUUGGGAAACCUUGUUCCAACCAGCCAUUCGCAUGGCUCGUGAAGGUUUCCGAACCACCCGCUACUUGAACGAAAAAUUACAGAGCAGUCUUCCUUGGAUCGAAGAUGAAUGGGAAUGGGCCGAGAUUUUUGCUCCCAAAGGAAGCAUUGCCGAGAUUGAUGACAUUAUUAAACGGCCCAAUCUGGCCCAAACAUUGGAAACCAUCGCCAAGCAAGGAGCAGAUGCAUUUUACGAGGGUCCUAUUGCGCAGGCGAUUGUGAAUGCGACGCGACAAGCAGGGGGAAUUUUAACGGAAGACGAUAUGCGUAAUUACAAGGCCCUGAUAAGAGAACCGGUCAGCACGUUUUAUCAUGGUCGUAAAGUAAUUACAGGGCCUGCACCGACGAGCGGGCCGGUGUUACUGAGCAUGCUUAAUGUGAUUGAACGUUACAAUCUGGCAUCCAAAGGUCCGACUCCCGUGAAUUUGCAUCGUAUCAUUGAGACCAUGAAAUUCGGCGCGGCCUUCCGCACCGAACUGGGCGAUCCCCAAUGGACCCACAAUCAGGACCGACUCGACGAAAUCAUUUCCAAAGAUUGGGCCGCACGAGUGCGCACAAAUUUGACAGAUGAUACCACGCAUGAUCCAUUAUAUUAUCAACCAAAGUACGAUCAUUUGGAAUCGCCCGGUACGAUGCAUUUGUCGGUGGUUGAUCGCGACGACGGGGCUGUCGCGUUAACGUCGACGGUGAAUCUGUUGUUUGGUUCCCGUGUGAUGGAUCCUGUUACGGGAGUGGUGCUGAAUGACGAAAUGGACGAUUUCUCGAUCCCCAGUGUUCCCAAUGCGUUUGGAUUGUACCCUAGCUAUCAUAAUUAUGCAGCGCCUGGCAAACGACCCCUCUCGAGCACCACCCCGACCAUCAUUGAAUUGGACAAUCGAUUUGAAAUGGCGCUGGGCGGAUCGGGAGGAUCCCAAAUUGUCACCGCAUCCCUCGAUGUAAAAAUGACUAUGGGAAAGGUGAUGGAAUAA
This is a messenger RNA of Radiomyces spectabilis, 1377 nucleotides long. RefSeq names its product gamma-glutamyltransferase. The record is from RefSeq and is a predicted model, not a curated record. NCBI's taxonomy places the organism in Eukaryota, Fungi, Mucoromycota, Mucoromycetes, Mucorales, Radiomycetaceae. Bases 1 to 1377 code for a protein of 458 amino acids. The transcript is spliced from 8 exons. Gene Ontology annotation, cellular component: plasma membrane. Gene Ontology annotation, molecular function: glutathione gamma-glutamate hydrolase. Gene Ontology annotation, biological process: glutathione catabolic process.